This is a messenger RNA of Symphalangus syndactylus (siamang), 1913 nucleotides long. RefSeq names its product actin related protein 2/3 complex inhibitor (gene ARPIN). NCBI's taxonomy places the organism in Eukaryota, Metazoa, Chordata, Mammalia, Primates, Hylobatidae. The record is from RefSeq and is a predicted model, not a curated record. Gene Ontology annotation, biological process: negative regulation of actin nucleation.
ACUUUGCACUUACACCAGCAGGACCUGAGGGCUCUCCACCGUAUUUGCCAGAACUUGAUAGCAUCUGACUUCUGAUUUUAGUGAAGUGGUAUCUGCUGUUUUGAUUUGCAUUGUUCUCAUUGCUGGUGAGACCAAACCUCCCUUCAAAUGCUCAUUAGCCAGCCUCUCUUGCAGCAGGGCUGAUGUGUGACAAAGUUCUGGCCAAUGAGAUGUAAGUAGAAGCCUACUUAGGAAUUUCGGGGAAAACUUUUACUUUAUCAUAAAAGGGACACUUUUAUGAGUGAGUACUCAGUGAUACUACAUCUUUCCCUUCUUCCUUCGACAUGACGUUGUGUCCGGAGUUGGUUCCUUCCAGUGGGUUCGUGGCCUGGCUGACUUAAAGAAUGCAGCAGCAGACUUGCGCGGGGAAACGGUGUCCUGCUGGAGGGAGAACUGAUUGAUGUAUCUCGGCACAGCAUCUUGGACGCUCACGGCAGGAAGGAGCGAUACUACGUGCUGUAUAUCCAGCCCAGUCACAUCCAUCGCCGUAAAUUCGACGCCAAGGGAAAUGAAAUCGAGCCCAACUUCAGCGCCACCAGGAAGGUGAACACGGGCUUCCUCAUGUCGUCCUACAAGGUGGAAGCCAAAGGGGACACUGACAGGCUCACGCCCGAGACGCUGAAGGGGCUGGUCAACAAGCCAGAGCUGCUGGCGCUGACAGAGAGCCUCACCCCCGACCACACAGUUGCAUUCUGGAUGCCCGAGUCGGAGAUGGAGGCGAUGGAGCUCGAGCUGGGGGCCGGGGUACGGCUGAAGACUCGGGGCAAUGGUCCCUUCCCGGAUUCAUUGGCCAAACUUGAGGCUGGAACAGUGACCAAGUGUAAUUUCGCUGGUGAUGGAAAGACAGGGGCAUCCUGGACAGACAACAUCAUGGCCCAAAAGUGUUCGGAGGCGGCUGCAGCGGAGAUCCGAGAGCAGGGGGACGGGGCAGAGGACGAGGAGUGGGAUGACUGAGGGACAUGGCUGCCUCCGGGGGCACCAGCACCUUCUGUAGCAUUGUGGAAAAUUUCUUCCAUGAACUUCUACUCUGGAGCUGGAGAGAACAGUCUGCCAAGUCUUACCUGGUUCUUCCCCAUAGCCACCUUGGAAUACUCUUUGAACAAGUUCUGCUAAAACCAAACCCAUGACCACUGUGUUGGUGGUAGGGCCCCAUGCUGUGGCUCAUGGAGGGCCCCUCCCUGCAUGUGAGUCUAGCCUUCCUAGGCAUUACAUGAUGACCCUGAAAAAAAUAUUAGAGAUGGAGGUCUCACUAUGUUGCCCAGGCUGAUCUCAAACUCCUGGACUCAAGCGAUCCACCCACCUCCGUCUCCCAAGGUGUUGGGAUUACAGGCAUGAGCCACCACACCCGGCCUCAUGUUGACGCUGGCCCUGGAUAGCAGCCUUGUUUUUGGAGGCAGGUGGUGGGAGAGACCCUAGGACAGCCUGAGAGUAACUGGACCUGGUAUUGGUGCGGAGUGGGGAAUAUCCCUUGCCUAAACGCAGAGCAGCUGAGAGAAGUUAGCGGGGCUCUUCCUCUGUUCUCAUUGUUUCCUGCUUUCCUUCCCCACCCACCCCUUCCUCAGCACUCUGUGUUGUAGCCUGUACUAUCCUGCUUCAAGCCUCCAUGUCCCUUGUACCUUCCUCCCACCUUGAGUUGCCAGUUCUUUAUUCCCACAGUGAUCCCAUGCCACCUCAGGGGUUUCUGUCAUCUGACAUCCCUGGCUGCUUUCCUGUUAGAUGCCAUUCUCAGAGAGGCCAACAGCAUUCCCAGGUGUGGCUGGCUGGUCCGCAUCUCUCAGACUCACUCUGCCAGGCUACAGUUAUGAGAAUCCCUUUUCUGUUGUUGUUUUGUACCUGGAGAACUUUUUAUGAAUGAGUAAAUCUUCAGAAAGGAA